Fopius arisanus is the source of this 1813-nucleotide messenger RNA. It is a transcript of the gene Ccm3, whose product is annotated as programmed cell death protein 10 Ccm3. Lineage: Eukaryota; Metazoa; Arthropoda; Insecta; Hymenoptera; Braconidae. The coding region runs from base 406 to 1038 and encodes 210 amino acids. Gene Ontology annotation, molecular function: protein kinase binding. The transcript has 5 exons. The record is from RefSeq and is a predicted model, not a curated record. Gene Ontology annotation, cellular component: FAR/SIP/STRIPAK complex. Gene Ontology annotation, biological process: regulation of Golgi organization; positive regulation of MAP kinase activity.
UAAAGUGUCUGUUUCCAAAUUAUGAAAAUGAUUUUCUAAAUUUUUCCAAAGCAUUUCCUAAUUAUUCGAUUCCUUGUUUCUUCAAAAUAUGUAAUUUGUUCGCCAAGUAUACGGUGGUGACGAAACCAGCGAAACUAUAGCACGAAUCUUAACCCCAUCUUAUCGUUAUUUCAAUUUUCUAUUGCCAGCUGUCAGGAUAAGACGUGCACCAGUCAUCGGAAAAUACAACGAUAAUCUACUAAAUAAUUGAUCAAUCGAAGAAGAUCAUUCAAGUAGAUUAUUUAGAUUCACUGAAGGCAUUGGUAACGCCUUGGCAUUGUAUUUUUGGUGGUCCUAUUAAUCAUAUCACAGAGAAGAUAUCUACAGUUUAUUGGAUCGCUUGUGGUACGAAAAUACGUAUAAAGGAUGACAAUGGGAGAUGAAACUCCAGUUACUUCACUUGCCCUCCCUGUGAUACUACGACCAAUACUUUCGAAGUUGGAAGGCCAGAAUGUUGUAGCUGCACAAACACUCAAGUCAGCUCUAUCUAAGGCUGAAAACACUCAUCCAGGACUUACUUAUGACUUGAUCCUGGGAAUUGUGAGAAGAGCUGACUUGAGUCUUGAUAUGAAUGCUAGUAUUUUACGUCUUCAGGGUGCUGCAUCAGACUGUGAAGUUGCUGAAUAUCGUUCAGGAAGAUCGGAAGAUGCGUUCCAGGAGCUAAAUCGUAAAUCGACUGCACUGAAGCGGAUAUUGAGCAGGAUUCCAGAUGAAAUAACCGAUCGUAAAACUUUUUUAGAGACUAUAAAGGAGAUCGCAAGUGCUAUCAAAAAACUGUUGGACGCAGUGAACGAAGUAACGACAUUUAUACCAGGUAUUGCAGGAAAACAGGCGCUGGAUCAAAGAAAACGAGAGUUUGUCAAGUACAGUAAACGAUUUAGUAAUACGCUGAAGGAGUAUUUCAAAGAAGGACAAGCGAAAGCAGUCUUCAUCAGUGCUCUCUUCCUCAUUCGACAAACCAACAUGAUCAUGAUUACCGUCAAGAAUAAAUGCGAGUAAAGUAAUAUUUUUUUUUUAUAAUCAUCAAUUCAAUAAAUGCCCGAAUGAAAUACGUUAAUUGAACUUUACGUGGAAAUCUUGAUAAGUAGUUCUUUUUCUCGAAGCGCAGCAGAUAAGAGCACGGUAUUUGAGGCUGUUAAAUAACUUUAUUUUUAAUAUUUCCUCCUAGCCUGGAUAUUUCACAACAGCAAAAUAUUAAUUAUUUUGAUUACUUAUUGAUAAAUAUGUGGCACUAGCUCUUCAUUUAUUCUGCUCCAAAAUACGACAUUCCGAACUAUCAAAAUUCAAAUAAAAGGAACUUGUGUUGCGAAUUUUUUUAGAUAUUCAUUUCAAGCUUGCCUGAAUAGAACAUAUUCGUCAAAUUUUGUAGAAACAUUUUGAACCUGUUCCAUUUGACUUGUGUAUUUUUAUACAAUGUAACUAUCCCUAACUACUGGAUAAAGUUAGAGAAUUUGUAUUAUGGAAUAUUUUCAUAUUUGAGAAAGAACGGGAUUGUCGAGGAUGUAGGAGGAAGUAAGCAAAAAAUUAAAUUAUUUCGUUCUACUACUCUACUACUGAGUCAUUAAAGUUCUUGUCCUGAGAAAAGAUAACAAACUGUUUGUCUUGUGGAAAAUUAUUUCAUCUAACUUUUGCCUUAACUAUUCAGGGCAAGUUAAAAUAUUUCUUUUGUACUUUACAUUAUCAUGUCAUCAUGUUACUACCUUACUCUACUCAUUGUUGAAACUUAUGUAUAUUAUAUCUGCAUCAUAAUAAAAAAGAAGUAAUGUUGGUUAAA